UCUGUCGGCUUUUUAUAAACAGAAAAUGACAAAGCUGUGGCGUGGUCUGGAGCUUGUACCUUUCCUUUUAAUAGCUAUGAGCGAUUUACACGUAAAAACUGUAUUUGGAAAACCUGCAGUUGGUAUCAGUAAAUUUGAUUACAGAGAACAAUAUGGAAGUCGUGUAGCACUUAAUUGCAGAAUAACACCAGAUCCUAAACUACCUACUGUACACGUUUUCUGGAUGAAGAACAUCUCUGGUAUCAUGGUUUCAAUAGUAAGAGGACAAGGAAAGGAAGGCAUGACACUUGACAAUCCUUCACUAAUUAUUAAUGACGCUAAUUUUGCUGACUCUGGUCGGUAUAUUUGCUAUGGUAGAGAUAAUUCUGCUACUGUUCAAAGUCCAGCUAUCAGUCUUACAAUACUUGGUGAUCCAAUUAUCAAAGUAGACCAAACCAAGUACGAUGUGAACUACGGUCGUUCUGUCACACUGAGGGUUGAUAUCCAAUCCAAUAAGGAAACCCCUGUACGGAAAGUAUUUUGGCAGCUUAAUAACAAAGGGGUUAUAACGACGAUUGACUCUAAAACUGAAAAGAUAUCUGGAAAUAACAUUGAUAAUCCAUCUCUAACCAUCCAGACUGUAACAACAUCUGAAGCUGGAAAUUUUACUUGUUUUGCUACUCAUGAUAUGGGAACUGCAACAAGUAAAGCUAUCGUUGUACACGUAAUAGGAGAUUUACCAUCCGUCAACGUUGAACAGAAAACGUACCAAUCUGUUUAUGGAGAAGAUGUAACAUUGAAGUGUAUUGUUUUUUCGAAUCUCAACAUCGUUAAUGUGUAUUGGGAAAGAGUUCAAAAUGGUACAAAAACAAUCAUAAACCGAGACUCAAUUGGAUAUCAGGGUAUCUCACCUACCUAUCCGUCUUUGAAUAUCAUUUAUACUACUAAAACCCACAUCGGAACAUACAGAUGCUUCGCCACUAAUGUGGUUGGGACAUCUAUUAGUGGAUCUACAACAUUACAUGUUAUAGGCGAUAAACCAAUUGCCACAACCACAUCAUCGAUUUUGAAUGCAAACUUCGGUGAUUCAGUCACGCUUGAGUGCAUUGUUCAUGCAUUUCCGACACCAAGGAAAAUUUACUGGAAGAAAAGAAUCAAUAACCAUACACCAACAAUGUCAAUAAACAAGGAAUUUCCUGGAAUAUCCGGAAGUUCUAUUGAGACACCUUCAUUAACGAUAAAGUAUGCUACUCCUGCAAAUGAAGGAUAUUACAGUUGUUUUGUUGAAAACACAGCUGGAGUCACUGAAAGUAAACCUGUCAACCUGAUAGUGCUGGCAUCUCUCCCAGAAGUAAGUGUCCUUCUCCAGCCGAUAAUAACAGGAGCAGGAUUAGACGUUAUACUAAAAUGCAGUAUUCGGGCCGUACCACCAGCUAUAGAAGUGUAUUGGCAGAGAAAUACAAACGAUCAUCAAACAAUUAUAAAGUCAAGUUCAUUAAACAUAGAGGGAUCGACAGUCGGCAAUCCGUCAUUGACAAUUCGGAAGGCUUCGGUCUCGAUGUCUGGAGAAUAUACGUGCAUUGCAAGAAAUCCUGUUGGCACAGGAAGAAGUCUCCAUACGAUUUUAAAAGUUGAGCAAGUUAGAAAUACUCGCAGCUUAUCUGGCAGUCAAUCCGGUAGUCAGUAUCCAAUUAUUGAUGUAGCAAAAGACCAUUACAAGGUAGUUUAUGGAAGUGCUGUAACCUUGAUAACAAGCAUGAGAUCAAACGAAAAAUAUCCUGUUCGGAAAGUAUUCUGGCAACUUAAUAACAAAGGGGUUGUCAUGACGAUUGACUCUGAGACAAAGGGCGUAUAUGGAAAUAGUAUUGAUAAUUCGUCUCUCACUAUCCACAAAGUAACUACAUCUGAAGCUGGAAAUUUUACCUGUUUUGUUGCACAUGAUAUGGGUAUUGCUAGAAGUAUAUCGAUUGUUUUAGAUGUCAUUGGAGAUUUACCAACCAUUGAAAUUGAACAGAAAAAGUAUGCAUCUGUUUAUGGUGAGGAUAUUACAUUAGACUGUAAUGUAAAAGCCGAUCCUGCUAUCACUGAUGUGUAUUGGGAAAGAGUUCAAAAUGACACAAGCAUGAUUAUCAACCAUGAUUCAGUUGGUGUUCAGGGAAUAACACCUCAAAAUCCGUCUCUGAUUAUCAUUUCCAGUACCAAAAUGCACAUCGGGAAAUACAGAUGCUUUGCCUCAAAUGCAGUUGGAACGAGUGGUAGUGAAUCUAUGUCAUUGGGUGUCAUAGGUGAGAAACCAACAGUCAUAACAACACAAUCGAUUGUUUCAACUAACUUUGGAAAGGAAGUCACACUUAGAUGCAUCGUUAAUGCAACACCGAAAAUAACAAAGAUUUACUGGUAUAAAAAAAUUAACAGUCAAAACCAUGUUACAUUCAUACAUGACGGAUUCCCUGGAAUGUCUGGAAGUACUGUAGAGACUCCUUCAUUAACAAUCAAAUCAGGAACUCCUGCAAAUGACGGCAAUUACAGUUGCGUAGCUGAGAACGUAGUCGGAAUAACCGGAAGUAAACCUGUCAUAUUGAUUGUGCGAGCAGCAAUCCCGGAAGUGACUGUUCCCCACGACCCGUUAACUGUAGAAGCUGGUGUUGACGUAACACUCAACUGCGAUAUUAAAGCAAUUCCAUCAGCGACGGAAGUGUAUUGGGAGAGAAAAACAAGUAAUUCAACCACAAUCAUAAAUAAAUAUUCGUUACAAGUAGAAGGAUCUACUGUCAGCGAUCCGUCAUUAACAAUUCAGUCGGCUUCAGUGUCGAUGUCUGGAAAAUAUACCUGUUUUGCAAGAAACCCUGUCGGAAUAGAAAGUGGUGUAGAAACAGUGUUAAAAGUUUUGGAUUCCCUGUCAGGCAUAAUAAACCAUGAAUCCGACGAUGAUGACAGUGUAAUAAUGGAGGCUGUAUUUGGCACUAUAGGUUCAAUUGUGGGACUCGGUACGAUGAUAGGUGGAUUCAUUACAUGUUAUUCCAAAAGGAGAAAACACACUGAACAAAGUUGAUGUUCAUGAUUUACCGAGCUUGAAGUAAGUCAUAUACAUGCCAUCCUACAAUAACAGACACAUGGACCUGCAGAAUAAUUAUUUAAUUGGUAUUUUUCAUUGUUGUUUAGAAGCACCUCUUGACUCAUGACACAGUAUGAAUCAUUGUAUGAUUAUUAUCAAAUGUGUUGAUGUACAAACAAUUUGUAUUAUAUACUCAAAAGAAAAGUAUGUGUCGUAACUUCAAAUUGGUGUAUGUUAAUUAUUUAGGUUUGUUUUUUACUAAUUUUAACCAUCUUAAAAAGUUUUGGCUUAUCAUUAUGUUGCAAUAUAUUACAAUUUUAACUGCUUUAUUUACGAAAGAAUAUAGCAUUUAAAGUAUAUAACAGCUCUUAAUGGAAUGAAAUAAGCCAGAUAAGGCAUUAUGUUUAAAAUAGGUUUAUACAAACUAUAUGGAACUUAUGUUUUAUUCAUUAUAUAACGGCAUAAUUUUCCUAUUUCAAAAACAACUGAAUACAACUAAAGUCUUAAAAAGCAACCAAAUCACCUUCAAUUGGUAAUUAAACGUAAACAUAAUGAAAUCUUAAGACAAGUACAGUGUCUUCUUUUCAAAAUAUAUAUAAAUAAGAAAACUUUAUGUUCUUUAACUUUAUAUACAUUUAUGAAUCACAAUGAAGUAACUUGACGAUGAAAAAUAAGGAACAUUCAUUUGAUUUUGUCAUAUCACUACUUAUAUUAUACACAGUUCAACUUGUUGAUUUUAGUUUUUGUAUCAGAUCUGCAAUCAACUAUAUUAGAGUUUAUAGUUCAUCAUUGUUUAUAUUUUUUAAAUGACAAUCGGAAUCUAUUGUUCAAGGUUUUGAUGAUUAUAAAUUUUGGGUUAAUUUG
This is a messenger RNA of Mytilus californianus (California mussel), 3898 nucleotides long. RefSeq names its product immunoglobulin superfamily member 10-like. The transcript has 17 exons. Gene Ontology annotation, cellular component: cell-cell junction. The record is from RefSeq and is a predicted model, not a curated record. Lineage: Eukaryota; Metazoa; Mollusca; Bivalvia; Mytilida; Mytilidae. Bases 26 to 3031 code for a protein of 1001 amino acids. Gene Ontology annotation, biological process: cell-cell adhesion. Gene Ontology annotation, molecular function: cell adhesion molecule binding.